UGACCUUUCCAGCGGAGAAGCCGGUGCAGCGUCUGCCAUUUUGUGAGGAGCCGCUGCCGCUGCCGCUGCCGCUGCCCAGAACCAUGUUGCCGCUUCGCCCGUCAGCGGCCUUCACGCGAACUCUGUUCGGACAUCGCGCACCAGCAAGCAAAGCCGAUAAUUGAAAUCGCAGGUUGGAAGGAACUCGGGUUUGUUGGUCCAUGGUUCCUGCAUUCUCACCUCGUUGGAACUCAAAAUAAGAAUGAUCUUGGACUGUACCAUGGGUCUGCAGUGUGCUUCAUUCCUAGUUUCUCCCAUCUAUUAAAUCUUUAGUUGAGCACACGUCUUUAGACCUGGUGCUGUAUGGUGUUUUGCAGCAAGUGCUUAAGAACUAACUUGACAUGAAGAUGGAAGCAGCGGAGAAGGCAGAUUUCUCUUCCCAGGAUGGUCUGGAGGAAACUGAGGCUUCUUCAAAAGGUGUUGAUAUAAAAUCUGGUGAAACCUGCAAGGAAGAUGAUGGUUCAUUUCCAAAAGAGACAGCAGCCAAAUUGACAAAAGAGAACAGUGAACAUCCAUUGAAAACAAGUGGACAGUCUGUUGAACCUUGCUUGUUAAUGGAACUUGGGCAAGACUCAUCUGAAUCUCAGCUUCCAUCUGCUGAGAGCGAUAAACAAACACCCGGCCGCACUUAUGACAGCGAUUCUUCCAAUCAGUGCAUGGUUUCCCCGUCUUCCAGUGGUCAUUUGGCAGAUUCUGACACACUCUCAUCUGCAGAGGAGAAUGAGGCACCCCAGGCAAAUGUAGCUGUGGAAGAGGACCCCACAGGAGGAUCUGGUCCUUCAGUAGGCAGAAAAUCACGACGAUCCAGGUCCGAGAGUGAAACAUCAACCAUGGCUCCCAAAAAGAACCGUUCUUCAAAUGACAAGCAGAAUGGCCGUGUGUCAAAGGUUAGAACGCAGAAACAAAAGGAACGGAUACGUUUGCUACGGCAGAAACGCGAAGCGGCAGCUCGGAAGAAAUAUACAUUGCUGCAGGACAGCAGUACGAGCGAUAGCGACUUGACAUGUGAUUCCAGCACAAGCUCAUCAGACGACGAAGUUUCUGGAAAUGGCAAGAGGACGAUUAGUUCAGAGAUCCCAGAUGGCCCUCCAGUGACAGCACAUUACGAUAUUUCUGACACUAACUCUGACCCAAGCGUGCUGAAUGUGGAUAAUCUUCUUGCAGCUGCUGCCGCUCAGGAACAAUUCUCCUUUGGACAUCAUGAGUUUAAAGUGAACACAAUAAGGAAUCAGGGACUACUGGAACAACGUGUUACAGGACGCGGAGACGAAAACUUCAUAGCGGCCGAUGGCUCCACAGGCUUCUUUGUACCGGAUAAGGAAGAAAUCCAGAUUGCCUCCUCAGAUAGUGAGGUUGAAAUAGUUGGAGUCCAAGAAGAUUCAAGGUGCACUCAGAGCAGACCUGGUGUCAUUCAGCGAUGUUCAGCAUGGAAGCAGAGUCCUCACUCAUACUGCCUCGGCAGCAGGGAGCAACAACAACAAAUGCAUUCAUGGCCUGCCAUUUCCCAGCCAACCUGGAGCGGGCCACCAGAGGUUGUUGACCUUACCCUGGAUGAAGAUGCGAGACGCAGAUACUUACUGUGAUGGAAAUCGUGUGCUUUCUUUGUUUUGUUGCAAGAAGAGGAAAAACAAAAAAAAGCUUGACACCACCUGUCUAUCGUUCACAAAGAUUUGUAAAGUUAUUUCAUUUUUGUUCUCUGUUUGGAAUUGCUGAAGUUUCCAACAUUUAGAAUCGCUCAAAAAGAUUUGUUUCCUAUUUGUCCUAAAAUGGCAAUACACCAGUAUUGUGGGAUCCAUGCGGGAAGAGUGUUUAUAAAUUUAAUUAGUAUUUUACAAUGUGCCAGGUGUUUCCGUAGAUUAUUGGAUUCACAUUGCAUGUACCUGAACUAGAGUUGAAGAGUUAUCUGCGCUAAACCUGGCCUUUAAAUGGUGUGACCAGACUGGAGCUAGGCACACUAUAAAAUGUAGUUGACUUCAAAUGUUUCUCUUUUGUUUUGCAGAUUUAAGGCUGAUUCAGGAUAACUGAAUUUAUUUAAGGCUAGCA
This is a messenger RNA of Leucoraja erinaceus (little skate), 2082 nucleotides long. It is a transcript of the gene ark2n, whose product is annotated as arkadia (rnf111) N-terminal like PKA signaling regulator 2n. Bases 381 to 1622 code for a protein of 413 amino acids. The record is from RefSeq and is a predicted model, not a curated record. Gene Ontology annotation, molecular function: ubiquitin protein ligase activity. Gene Ontology annotation, biological process: ubiquitin-dependent protein catabolic process. The transcript has 6 exons. NCBI's taxonomy places the organism in Eukaryota, Metazoa, Chordata, Chondrichthyes, Rajiformes, Rajidae.